UUCUCCAUUGCAAUUUGCAACUUCAACACAUCAAACUCAAAGCUCUUAUCAUAAACAACAACAAUGCUAUCUCUAAAAGUUGUCCUCUUUUCCACUGCCGUUAUUUUAACGGCGUUAGGAUUGAAAGCAUCUCUAAUUCCAUUGGUUACCACACAUCUCCAUCUCAUAUGGAACUUCUUCCUCUUGUGCUUCACUCCUCCAUACCUCUUCGUUACCGUCAACGCCAUCAUCAUCUCCAUCCUCGCUUCCUCCAGGUUCCACCAAUCCCAAUCCCAAUCCCAACUCACUCCUCCCCCUCUUCUUCUCGUCAACAACCUCCUCCCUACGGAUUCACCCACGCCUAUACUACAACAAACUCCACAAAUUCAUAAACCUCUCCCUUCUACUAGGUUCACUCACCGGAAACCUCUUAAAUCCAAUCCUGAAGGUGGGAAGGCGUUGAGGGUGGCCAAGCAAAAACGGCACGAGACGUUGGAGAACACGUGGAAAACGAUAACGGAGGGUCGGUCCAUACCGUUGAGCAGACACAUCAAGAAGUGUGACACGUGGCAUAACCGUUACGACGCGAGCCCGCAUGAAACGGAAGAUUCCAGCGUUAGCAUCAGCGAAUUCAACUUGAACAAGACAUGGAAGCUGAGAAAAGAACCGUCGCUGAGUCAAGACGAGUUGAAUAAACGCGUCGAAGCGUUCAUACGCAAGUUCAACCACCAAAUGAGGUUGCAAAGACAAGAAUCAUUAAAUCAUCACUACAUGCAUGCCCAUGAUUAACCGUGAUACCAACAUGUGUAAAUUUUUUAACAGUAUAUAUUGGACUAGUGAGUAAUUAGUUAGGGUAUUUACAUCAUAUUAUAUGUUGGUAGUAGUAUUUUAUUUUUUUGUGCAUGUUAGUUAAGGUAGAAUUAUAGUCAUAGUCAUGUUUUUUGUCCUCUGAUCCACGUGUGAUAAACGUGAAUCAAGUUCCAGCAUGUAUUUAGUAAAGUAACAUACACAGUCACUCAAAUUCUUGGGGACUUUAUUGGUUUCAGAUAGGGUCUAAUGCACGUAGUUAGUGUGUUGUGACGUGUGAGUGUUGUAAAUCAUGGGAUAUUCAGUUCAAAUGUUUUUUACUCAAUUAGGUUCACAAAAAAUAUAGUUCGUUUUAUAUUCACAGCAAGCA
Messenger RNA from Cicer arietinum (chickpea), 1156 nucleotides. RefSeq lists its product as uncharacterized. The record is from RefSeq and is a predicted model, not a curated record. Lineage: Eukaryota; Viridiplantae; Streptophyta; Magnoliopsida; Fabales; Fabaceae.